Myodes glareolus (Bank vole) is the source of this 1371-nucleotide messenger RNA. Lineage: Eukaryota; Metazoa; Chordata; Mammalia; Rodentia; Cricetidae. The record is from RefSeq and is a predicted model, not a curated record.
AUGGGGGGUUGUUUGCGGCGUCGGCGCGGUCGCGCGAGCCGGACCACAACAUUCGCCGGGCGGCGGCGGCGGAGCUGCGAGCGGGAGCCCGGGGCGGCCGCCCAGCGCCACGUCGGUGAACACGGACACCAGGUCAUGAUCAACCAGUUCGUGCUGGUCGCGGGCUGCGCGGCCGACCAGGUGCAGCAGCUGCUGCAGGCGGCGCACUGGCAGUUCGAGACCGCCCUGAGCACGUUCUUCCAAGAGAGCAACAUUCCCAACAGCCACCACCACCGGCAGAUGAUGUGUACUCCCAGCAACACCCCUGCCACACCACCUAACUUCCCUGAUGCACUAGCCAUGUUCUCCAAGCUUCGAGCCUCUGAGAGCCUGCAGAACAGCAACAGCCCCAUGACAGCAGUGGCCUGCUCGCCCCCUGCAAACUUCAGCCCCUUCUGGGCCGCAUCCCCACCCAACCACCAGACGCCCUGGAUCCCACCCUCUUCCCCCAACUCCUUCCAUCAUCUGCAUUGCCCACAGCCCACGUGGCCCCCUGGAGCAUCACAGGGGCCCAACUCCUUCCAUCAUCUGCAUUGCCCACAGCCCACGUGGCCCCCUGGAGCAUCACAGGGGCCCACCCAGCAGAAAGCCAUGGCAGCCAUGGACGGCCAGAGAUGAGACUGGAUGGCACUGGGCUCGAGCAGGGGCAGUCCAGGGUUGUGGGGACACAGAGCAGGGCUGGGGAGGGGGGACAUGAGGGCAGGGUUUCUUGAAGAUCGCACUGGAAGAUUUUAUAAGAGAAUUUUUGUGGGUGGGGGUACAGUAAACGUCCUGAGCCACUUGGGGUCUUCAGGAGUUUCUCUUUGGGAAAGUUUUUUCUUCUUUUUAAUAUAUAACUAUAAUAUAUAUGAAUAUAGAUGUAUCUGAGAGAGGGGCCUGCACAUCAGGGAUGUUGGCUUCAGAAGGGAAGGGCCUCAGAAUCUCCCCUUGUUGACACCUUCCUCUGUCUAAUUUGGGGUAACAAGGGUGCUCAUAGUCAGAUGGAGUGAGCUUGCAGCUGGGUGGGUAUGCUGCCUUUAAAGCCAUGUUGGCCGUUAGGAAGCCCCUCCCCCAAGGGAGGUCCCCAAAGGGUCCUGUUGGAGUCAUCGACUUUCCUACCCCAUCAAUGGUAGAUGGAGUUUUCAUCUCUGCUGGUGGUGGCCUCAGUGGCCCUGAAACUCAUCACCCUGUCCCCAACUGAGUAUGCUGAGCUCCUAGGACUGAAGAGUUGGCUGACCUCUGAGUGGAUACUUGGCUGUCCCAUCCCUUACAGUCCUGGCUGUCCCACAGGUCUCCAGCCUCUGACUAGCGGCAGAGGAGGACAACUAAGGAGAGCCCGCCUUUGGAUUGAGU